CAGUUUUCAAAAUGGCGCUGCUCACAAAAAUUCAUUUUUCAAAAUUUCUCAGGUUUAACAGCGAUUUGAUACUACCUAGAUUGAAAGAUUCAUCCCCAUUAUAUACAUGGUCGACAAACAGGGUUUGCAACAGAUGCAAAAAUGCUGGCUCCCUCCACAAAUAUGCAACAAGAGGUUUUCGUUCAGUGUCAAAAACUCAAAAGGAACCAAGUAAAUGGAGAUUACUGAGAGGUCCUUUAGCUUUCACGACAUUGGUGACCUGCGGGAGUUUCACUGGCUGUUCCAUUCUACAAUAUGAAAGAAUGAGAUCUCAGGCUGAAAACUAUUUGAAGGGUGCAAAGAAUUCAGCAGAUAAUUUAUUCAGAAAAUCUGGAAGUUUUCGUGAACAUAUGAACCAUUACUGGUCUAACUUGUCUCCGGGAAAGAAAAUGGUUGCUGGUAUAAUAGGAAUAAACAGCCUCGUUUUCCUUUUAUGGCGAAUCCCUGCUGCUCAGGGACUCAUGAUGCGAUACUUUCUGUCAUCGCCAUUUAUGGGUGCCUCUUCACUCUCCAUGCUGGGUUCAGUUUUCAGCCAUAGGGGUUUAUUCCACUUUGGUGCCAACAUGUAUGUGCUGUGGUCAUUCACGGAUGUCAUAGAACAAACCCUGGGCAAGGAGCAGUUCUUAGCUGUGUACCUUUCAGCAGGAGUGAUUUCCUCAUUUACCAGUUAUGCCUACAAGGUUGCUAGGAUGAGCACAAUACCAUCACUAGGAGCAUCAGGGGCAGUUAUAGCACUAAUAGGAAUGACUUGUAUACAGUACCCCAAAGCACAACUCAGUAUAGCGUUCAUAGGAGACAUCAUACCUCACUCAUUCUCCGCUCAAAGUGCAAUGAUAGGCUUACUAGCAUUGGACACAAUGGGAGUCUUGAUGAGGUGGAAACUGUUUGAUCAUGCGGCUCAUUUAGGAGGAAUGUUAUUUGGAAUUUGGUAUAUAAGCUAUGGCAAGGACAUUAUUUGGAAAGGAAGGGAACCAUUGAUAAAGUACUGGCAUAAAAUUAGAGGAAACAUCAAACGAUGACAAACU
This is a messenger RNA of Owenia fusiformis, 1064 nucleotides long. NCBI's taxonomy places the organism in Eukaryota, Metazoa, Annelida, Polychaeta, Sabellida, Oweniidae. The record is from the annotation of a GenBank genome assembly.